Molecule: messenger RNA, 3104 nt
Organism: Hyaena hyaena (striped hyena)
Lineage: Eukaryota; Metazoa; Chordata; Mammalia; Carnivora; Hyaenidae
Gene: SOX7
Product: SRY-box transcription factor 7
Exons: 2
Coding region: 62-1222 (386 amino acids)
Biological process (GO): regulation of DNA-templated transcription; cell differentiation; anatomical structure morphogenesis
Molecular function (GO): DNA-binding transcription factor activity, RNA polymerase II-specific; RNA polymerase II cis-regulatory region sequence-specific DNA binding
Source: RefSeq, a predicted model, not a curated record
CGCGCGAGGGCCAGGUCAGCGCCUGCCCGGCGAGGCGAAACGAGGGGAACCCCGUUCGGCCAUGGCCUCGCUGUUGGGAGCUUACCCGUGGCCCGAGGGGCUCGAGUGCCCGGCCCUGGAAACCGAGCUGUCGGAUGGGAUGUCGCCACCGGCCGCCCCCCGCGCACCGGGCGACAAGGGCUCGGAGAGUCGUAUCCGGCGGCCCAUGAAUGCCUUCAUGGUGUGGGCUAAGGACGAGAGGAAACGUCUGGCCGUGCAGAACCCGGACCUGCACAACGCCGAGCUCAGCAAGAUGCUGGGAAAGUCGUGGAAGGCGCUGACGCUGUCCCAGAAGAGGCCCUACGUGGACGAGGCGGAGCGGCUGCGCCUGCAGCACAUGCAGGACUACCCCAACUACAAGUACCGCCCUCGCAGGAAGAAGCAGGCCAAGCGCCUCUGCAAGCGCGUGGACGCGGGCUUCCUCCUGAGCUCCCUCUCCCGAGAUCAGAACGCUCUGCCGGAGAAGCGGGGCGGCGGCCGGGGAGCGCUAGCGGAGAAGGAGGACAGGGGUGAGUACUCCCCGGGCUCCGCCCUGCCCAGCCUGCGGGGCUGCUACCACGAAGGGCCGACUGGCGGCGGUGGCACCCCGGGCAGCGUGGACACUUACCCGUAUGGGCUGCCUACGCCCCCGGAAAUGUCACCCCUGGACGUGCUGGAGCCAGAGCAGACCUUCUUCUCGUCUCCCUGCCAGGAGGAGCAUGCGCACUCACGCCGCAUCGCCCACCUGCCGGGGCCCCCUUACUCACCGGAGUAUGCCCCCAGCCCCCUCCACUGCAGUCACCCUCUGGGCUCCCUGGCCCUCGGCCAGUCCCCAGGCGUCUCUAUGAUGUCCGCUGUACCCGCCUGCCCCCCGUCUCCUGCCUAUUACUCCCCUACCACCUACCACCCUCUCCACUCCAACCUCCACGCCCACCUGGGCCAGCUCUCCCCACCUCCCGAGCACCCCGGCUUUGACGCCCUGGAUCAGCUGAGCCAGGUGGAACUCCUGGGGGACAUGGAUCGCAAUGAAUUCGACCAGUAUUUGAACACUCCUGGCCACCCAGACUCUGCUGCAGGGGCCGUGGCGCUCAGUGGGCAUGCCCCGGUCUCCCAGGUGACAUCGACAGGCCCCACAGAGACCAGCCUCAUCUCCGUGCUGGCUGAUGCCACGGCCACGUACUACAACAGCUACAGCGUGUCAUAGAGUCCGAGGCAGCCAGCCCAGCCCUGCCUCGCCGCCGGAGCCCUAUCCUCGCGCACGAGCAGAGCAGAGCGGAUGGCACAGCGCUCCCAGCUUUCCUCCAACCGUCGGGGUGUGCAGGUCGGAACUGUCCGCGGGGCAGAAUGGGGCUCUGCCUAUCUGAGGGCCCCUUCGCGCUCCCUGCAGCCUGCAUUUGAGUGUAUUCCUUCAAAUGGGCUCUCAUUGACUACACCCUGGGAACAAGGCAAGGUAGUUGCUGAAAGAUGGUUUCCUGGUAGAUUUUCAUUUUUUUCUCCCGCUCCCCAUCAUGGAAACAAACGUGUGAAAUCCCAGCGGCUUUCUUGUAUCUCUGGCUUUCUUGUAUCUCUGGCUUCUGACACAGCCGCAUGGCUCACAGCCGUCCUGAUCUUUGGGUCCUCUCUAUGAGGAAAUCCCCGAGUUGGGAUCCAGGGGACCCCGGCUCCAGUCCCAGUUCUGCCUCGGAGGGUUGAUGGAACUCCCACUCUUCUCUCUUCCCCUUCCAGCUCCUUCCCCCAAUCUAGGAAGGGGGGGGGGCGCAGACUUGAUAUCUAAGGCCCCUUCUGCUCCAGGUGUUCUUUCAAGGCUAAUUAAAAGGAAAAUGAAGUUUGAGCUAGUAAGUUCAUUGAUGGCCAACCUGCCAAUAACUCUGUGUGCAUGGUCCAAGAACAAGUGACUUUCUGCACUUGCAGUGCCUUUCAAAACGAUCAUAGUCUUUCAAAAGGAGUCCUCAGAUUUGAGAAACAACACCCGUCUUUAUUUGGAAAAUUAAACACUAGGCUUGACUGCAUCACUUGAAUUCAAACCAUUGCUUUUUAAACAUAUUUUAAAGGCUAAAUUAAUUUUUUAAUUACACACACAUUUCAAGAGAAUAUACACAGCCUGAAUAUAUACAGUGUCUGUGGGACACACACAACACACACACUUUCAUGCAUGUCUGCGCAGUCUAAAUCAGAUACUCUUGUUGAUGUUGGCAGCUUCUUGUCAACUCCCUGUUCCUAAUGACCCAAAGAACUGGGAACCUAAAAAGAAUUUCUACAGAGCAAUGUCAUUUACCUCCUAUCUAGAUUUGUUGAUUUCUUGAGCAAAAUGUCAUCAUACUUCCCCCUCUGCAGGUGCAAAAGAAGCUUCCUUCUCUCUGUCUCUGACUCCCCUUCUUCCUUUCCCAGGAUUUCUAUUUUUCUUCUUCACUGUUCUUCCUCUGCCCAUGAAUUGGCCAUGAAUUCAAAGAUCCCCUGAGUUAAAAAUCCUAAGCAUAAUUCCUAUGGCUGAGAUGGGAAUUUGCUCUCUUCCCUAGCCAGCUGGUUCUUGGUAGCACCUUCAGCCAACACUUCAAACAACUUCCCCUUCACUAUACUUACUUCCCAAAGAACAGAAACACACUGGGAUACAGAAAAUGUUUCUGAGCCCUGACCCCAUCCCAAAAACAUUUCCAUCCUUUUCCCAAACCUCCUUUGAAGGAACAUAACUAGCAAUGAACAAAAAGACAGCUGUCUGUCUUUCAAUUGCAGCAUAUUAUUAUUGCCUGUAUGAAAUAUGUAAGUGUUUUAUAUAUUCUCCUAUUUUCAGCUUAUAUUUUAUAUUGUUGAGAGAUCCUUUUUUUUUCUUCCAAGGAGUUCUACUGUAAAAUUACUUAUAAGAUAUAAUUAAUCUUUAUGCUAUUGCUGUAUACAUUUGGUAAUAAAUAGUAAAUCAUUGACAAUAUGAUUGACUGGUGCAGUCCAGAAUGUAUAUUAAUAAUCUUGUAAAACAUUAUCACAGACAUUAAGCUAAACUGUUCCAUUUUUUUUUUUUUGGUAAGAACUACACAUGCUUUGGAACAUUUGUAGAUAUUGAUCUGUCUAAAAUAUUUAAUUUAAAUAAAUGU